Molecule: messenger RNA, 1084 nt
Organism: Cutaneotrichosporon oleaginosum
Lineage: Eukaryota; Fungi; Basidiomycota; Tremellomycetes; Trichosporonales; Trichosporonaceae
Cellular component (GO): mitochondrion
Molecular function (GO): (3R)-hydroxyacyl-[acyl-carrier-protein] dehydratase activity
Source: RefSeq, a predicted model, not a curated record
CUUCAAUCUCUCCCACCUCCUCCCACCGUCAUUACCUCGGUCGCAUCUUCAUCCUACCACUCACUCUUCCCAGACGCACGAUGAUGCUGCGCCAGACUCUCCUCCGCCUUCCUCGGGUCGCUGCGCCCAUGCGCGCCCGCGCCAUGUCCUCCGUCCCGGCCAAUGUCCAGGAGUGGAUCGACGACAUGAAGUCCCGUCCACCCCAAGUCGACAUCGACGUGAUCGAGGCCGGGCGCGCGAGCAAGCUCCGCACUACGCUGCCACUGCAGAACGAGGCUGCGGGGGCGAACGUGGACAGUGGCUUCCUCCCCAAGGGACACAACCUGGUUUACUGGCAGCCGCGAUCGUUCAUGGACGAGCUCGCACCAGACGGGACUUCCACGGAGUACAAUGCGCCUGAGCCGUACAAGCGGCGCAUGUGGGCGUCGGGAUCGUGGGAGUGGCGGCGCGGUGCCGGCCUCACAAUCGGCGGCAAGGUGUGCCAGUCGACUGUCGUCAAGAACGCCGAAGUCAAGGGCCCCAUGAUGUUUGUCUACACCCAGCGCGACCUCUUCGACUCCGAGAAGCCUGAGGGCGACUGGGUCAUCCGGGAGGAGCGCACCCACGUCUUCUUCCCCGAGGCGAAGAAGAGCGACCCCGGGACGAACAAGCCUAAGAAGAAGCCCAUGGCAUCCGACAUGCCCAAGGCCGACGUCGAGCAGACGUACACGCCCACGUCCCCCCUUCUGUUCCGCUAUUCUGCGUUGACAUGGAACGCGCACAAGAUCCAUUACGACAAGGACUGGACGCGCGAGGUCGAAGGUCACCCCGACCUGGUCGUACACGGCCCUCUGACCGCGCAGCUGCUCGUUGAGGUGGCGGGCAACGCUGCCCAGGACGCAGCGGGCGUGCUCAAGAAGUUCGAGUACCGCGCCACGCACCCCAUGUAUGUCAACAAGCCGAUCACCCUCAAGGCCGCGUGGGAGGGCCCGCGGGGAUCCAAGCUCGUGCUCUGGGCCGAGCAGGAGGGCGUCGUGGGCAUGAAGGGGACAGCGGACGUUGAGGCGGCGUGAUUGUAACCAUUGCAUGCAGAAGUAGCACAGGC